AUGAUGGUUAAAUGGGAAAUUAUCCGGAAAUUCAUCCUGAUUUUUGGACUUACUCUUAUAGGUUCCAGGGCUCAGGCUGAGGAGUGGCCCCCCCGUAUCGUGCACCACCCCUCCGAUGUGGUGGUGAGGGUGGGGAGCCCGGCCACGCUGUCCUGCCGGGCGGACGGCGCCCCGAAACCGAGCAUCGGCUGGCUGCGCAACGGCCAGCCCCUGGAGACGGCCCAAGGGGACGGGCAGCUCACGCCCAUGGUGCUGUCCGAGGGGAGCCUGUUCUUCCUGAGCGUGGGGGGGGGGCGGCGGGGCCAGUCGCACGAAGGCGUUUACGCCUGCGUCGCCCGGAACGGCGUCGGCGUGGCAACCAGUCGCAACGCAUCGCUGUUUAUCGCAGGUCUGCAGGAUGAGUUCAGUGUGCAGCCCGCUGACGUGGAGGUGGCGGAGGGCCAGGCCGCCGUGCUGAACUGCGGCCCCCCGGCGGGGCACCCGGAGCCCAACGUGUCCUGGAAGAAGGACGGCGUCCCCAUCAACAGCUCGGACCACCACUACACCGUCGUGGACUCCCUGUUCAUCGCCCGCUUCGUGCUGCUGGCGGCCGCCGCCGCCGUUUUCCUGCUGGCGCUCUUCAUGCUGCUGCCGUUCCACUUCCUGGAGCCCGUGCACGCCAAGGCCCUGAGGGCGCCCUGA
Molecule: messenger RNA, 681 nt
Organism: Menidia menidia (Atlantic silverside)
Lineage: Eukaryota; Metazoa; Chordata; Actinopteri; Atheriniformes; Atherinopsidae
Source: the annotation of a GenBank genome assembly